CCACUUACAAGAAAAUCACAUCAUAUUAUAAAUAUUUCCGCUUGAGAGGAUUUCACUGUGCAGCCUAUAGCCAUAUAUAUUCAAAAUAUUUGUUGAUUAUCGUAGAACAAAGACGAAGUUCUCUAAGGAAACCUUCUCUAUGAACUGUUUAAUUAUAAGUUGUUGGGAGUAUAUAAUAUCUAACCCGCCUAUAUUCUAUGGAAGAUUAUGCUUGCAUAGUGGACCACAACCCGUUUACGAGUUUUAAUUCAUGUCUAUCUGCAAGCCAUGUGAACGCAAAAGAAAGGUGCCGGCCUUGCAGCCAGUACUAUAUAUAUGUAUAUGUAUAGAAGACACCUCUUCAAGUGAAUACUCAACAUUGGAAUUCGAUAUUAAACUUGAGGUUAAGAUGGAGGCAAACCGGAAGCUCAGAGGAUUCGUUAAAGGAAAGUUGAUGCCAUUCCAUAGAGCAACCAAGCCUUCCUCAACUGUGCAGUAUAUUUCUAGCAAGAUUAAGCCAAACCAGUCAUCUCCUUCAACUGCUCCUCUAGGGUUCGUGGUGCACCAGGACUAUGCGGUUGCUCAGCCGAACCAGAAGGCCGUGUCCUUUAUAGUACCACCUGAUCAUAACAACCGUGACUUGGUCGUCCUGAGCAAAUAUGACAACCUCUAUGGGUUGGCUGCAGAUGAGAGUGUAGAUAUGAAGGCUGCAACUUAUAUAUCUUCUGUUCAAGAACGUUUCAAGCUUGAACGAAUGAACUCGGAAAGAAAGAAGUGCCAAGAUAUGCAGUUGAGCGCUUAGUCUUUGUAAUAAAUUGCCUUUUAUCAUCCAGAAAGAUCAUAGGUCGAUCGUUUUGUCUAGAAACAUAUUAAGAUUUGCUGCAUGUAUUGGUGUUUUAUAUAUGUAUGAUCUCCAACCUCAUUAAUUUGUCUCU
Juglans microcarpa x Juglans regia is the source of this 914-nucleotide messenger RNA. RefSeq lists its product as uncharacterized. The coding region runs from base 251 to 781 and encodes 176 amino acids. The record is from RefSeq and is a predicted model, not a curated record. The transcript has a single exon. NCBI's taxonomy places the organism in Eukaryota, Viridiplantae, Streptophyta, Magnoliopsida, Fagales, Juglandaceae.